Loa loa (African eye worm) is the source of this 2100-nucleotide messenger RNA. RefSeq lists its product as hypothetical. The transcript has 17 exons. Gene Ontology annotation, molecular function: nucleic acid binding; metal ion binding; hydrolase activity. The record is from RefSeq and is a predicted model, not a curated record. Lineage: Eukaryota; Metazoa; Nematoda; Chromadorea; Rhabditida; Onchocercidae. Bases 52 to 2100 code for a protein of 682 amino acids.
GUUAUGGUUAAGGUAAAGAACUAAACGAUUGCUUCAUAAUUAUAGAUUUCAAUGAAUACAAAAGAAAGGAGCGGAAAAGUAUCGGAAAUCGCGGGAAAUAUGGUAUCAUCACUUUUUAUCAUUACGACUGUCAUAUUCGUGAUCUCGAUAGCAAAACUUCCAGGAGUUGUUGAUGCGUUUAUUUCAAAUUCUUAUUGCUGCAAACAAAAUGCAUGCAGAUAUAAGUUUGCUAAAACACCAUUACUUAUCAUUAGCUUAGAUGGUUUUCGAAAUAGUUAUAUGGAGCAAAAUAUCACACCAGCAAUUGAUUCAUUGUUUUAUUGUGGUACACAUAGCAAAUAUAUGUUACCAUCAUUUCCCUCAAAAACUUUCCCCAAUCAUUAUACCAUAGCAACGGGACUUUAUCCCGCUUGGCACGGGAUUGUUGACAAUCGUUUUUAUGACGAAGAAUUGGGUGCUUUCUUCAAAAAAAGUACCCAAAAACCUGGUUGGUAUCUUGGAGAACCGAUAUGGCUAACAGCACAAAAAGCUGGCUUAAAAUCAGCAGUAUUUUUUUGGCCUGGAAGUGAAAAUUCAGAAAAAUUACCCAACUACUGGAUGAAAUACGAUAGCUCUACACCAUUCACAAGUCGUGUUGAUACUAUAAUUAAAUGGCUACAAUUGCCAGAAAAUGAGCGACCAACACUUAUCCAGGUCUAUUUUGAAGAACCAGAUCUUGCUGGCCAUAAAUAUGGGCCACAUUCACAAGCGGUUCGUACGGCAUUGAUUUUAACGGAUGGAAUAAUUAAUUAUUUGUUGAGACGAUUGGAUGAUCAAGGUCUUAUGGGUUGUAUAAAUGUCAUUAUAGUUUCUGAUCAUGAUGCAGAUAGUAUUACAAGUAGUAUAAUGACAAAAUUGCAAUGUCAACAUGGUAAUAAUUAUUUGAUGUAUGGAAAGGAUACGGUACCAAUAAGAUUUCACUAUGGUGGUUCAUCAAGAAUAGGUGAUAUUAUUAUUAGCGCACGUCCAGAAACGUCUAUUUUUUUAACUGCUGAACAGAAUGAAUCAUAUACUCGAUUGGGUGAUCAUGGUUAUGAUAAUCGAAUUGAUAGCAUGCGGGCUAUCUUUAUUGCUUUUGGACCGGAUAUUGGAAUGAAUCGGGUGAUUGAUAGCUUUCAAAAUAUUGAACUUUAUAACUUAUUCGCAUAUUUAUUACGAAUUGAUGCCGCGCCAAAUAAUGGAACUGAUGGUGCUCUAUUUGACGUACUUCGCACUCUCCCAACAAUACCAAUGACAGCUGUUGAUCAUCCACCAGAUCAGUGCACUAAUAUGAUAAAUAUAAAAAUGUGCAAUUUCUCACAUAAUUGUCCGGUAAUGGAUGAUAUCUACCAGAGGUGUCCGAUGAUAUUUUACAGUUCCAUUAGUGCUAGUAAAAUGCAUUUUACUGGUGAACUUUGCAGAAUAAACUUAUGUGAUGCAAUUAUAUAUUUUGAUAGAAAAUUUCAAAAAACAAUUAUGGUAGAAGGUAUCAUUAGGCAAUCUAUUUGGGUGCAAAAAACAAACGAAAAUUGUGUAACUUAUAUCGAAAAUGUCAUGCAAAUUAAUUUAUGUGAAACACCAAAGAAUGACAGCUACUCGGUUAUUUCGUUAUUUGGAAAUCUUGAUCGUUAUAAUACCUUGGAUCUAGCACGAAUGAUUGUGCCAAAAGCUUUUUCUGAUGGAAUAUGGCAAUAUAUUUUAAGUACAAUAACUGAAUAUCUAACUAAAUAUGGUAAUAUGCGAUUCUUUUCUGGUCCAAUAUAUGAUCAAAAUGGAGAUGGUGUACGUGACAGUGAUGAUCAAAUCAGAGAUGGUAAUCCAUCACAUUUAUUCUUUGUAUUUAUGUGGUGCGCAAAUAGUGCACUAACUGAUUAUACUUUAUGCAAGGAUAUCAUCUUUCAUCCAUAUAUAUUACCACUUAAAGACAGUAAUUUAAACUGUUUGGAUCCUCCGGAAUAUCUUCAUGAUAAUGCAGUUCGAAUGCGUGAUAUCGAAUUAUUAACCGGAAUGGAAUUUUUCACUGAUCGAAGUGUUUGGUCAAAUUAUGAGGCAAUUAAAUUACGAACUAUGUUAAGAACAUGA